AUCUAAGUUCUGCUCUCAUGGAGAGAAAUCUAUUUCUCAUCAUUUUCUUAGCUUUUCUAGUUCAUUUUUCAACACUUUACUUCAUUCAUGCACAAGUAACCGACAUUUCCACAGACAAACAAGCUCUUCUUGCCCUGAAAGCUCGUGUAAGCCAUGAUCCAAGCAAUUUGUUGGCCAGCAAUUGGUCCUCAAGUUCUUCUGUUUGUCAUUGGAUGGGCGUAACUUGUGGUGCUCGUCACCUUCGAGUAACAGCUUUGAAUAUUUCUCACUUGGGUCUCACAGCCACCCUUCCUCCUCAACUAGGAAAUCUAUCUUUCCUUGCAAGUCUGGACUUCAAAAACAACAGCUUUUAUGGCUCUCUCCCUGAGGAAUAUGCUCAGCUUCGUCGACUUAAAUACCUUGAUUUCGGUUUUAAUAAAUUAUCCGGUGAACUCCCUGCAAGCAUUUUUUAUGAUCUUCCCAAUUUGCAAUUGCUUUAUUUGCAUUUUAACAUGUUCGAGGGAAAAAUACCAUCGACCUUAUCAGCAUGCAAAAGCUUGCAAAACUUAUCCUUGUCAUUCAAUUAUUUCAUAGGAAACAUUCCGAAAGAAAUUGGAAACUUGACUCAACUUAGAGAGAUCUAUCUUGGAUACAACAAACUCCAAGGAGAAAUUCCAGAAGAGCUUGGCAAUCUUGCAAAACUGGAGUUAUUAUCACUGGCGAAUAGUUCGUUAACAGGAAGUAUUCCCUCAUUUAUCUUCAACCUUUCUUCUUUGAUUGGCAUGGACUUCUCCAAAAAUAGCCUGACUGGUAGCCUUCCUAGAGAAAUUGGGAACUUGACAUUAAUCAAGUAUAUAUAUCUAAACUCGAACAAAUUAACAGGUGAAUGAUAAACCUCUCUCCAAACAUUAUGUUAUUAUAAAAUAGUUUCUUUUUGUUAUAACUGUAACACUAAUCCAACAAAUUUUAGGUAUG
Mangifera indica (mango) is the source of this 954-nucleotide messenger RNA. Its product is annotated as probable LRR receptor-like serine/threonine-protein kinase At3g47570. The transcript is spliced from 2 exons. Bases 18 to 869 code for a protein of 283 amino acids. Gene Ontology annotation, molecular function: protein binding. The record is from RefSeq and is a predicted model, not a curated record. Lineage: Eukaryota; Viridiplantae; Streptophyta; Magnoliopsida; Sapindales; Anacardiaceae.